Messenger RNA from Anthostomella pinea, 939 nucleotides. The record is from the annotation of a GenBank genome assembly. NCBI's taxonomy places the organism in Eukaryota, Fungi, Ascomycota, Sordariomycetes, Xylariales, Xylariaceae.
AUGGCCACAUUCAAGGAGCUCCCCAGCGAGUUGCGCAUCAUCAUCUGGAAUUUGGCUCUGCACAACGAAGCCAUCGGUCACAUCGUCAUGAUUUACGCGCGACGCGUCAUUUCUUCCAAGCACCUGAUCAGCCCCUACCUCUCGGUGAACCAGGAGAGUCGCCAUUACGCUCGCGCCUUCUACACAGUCGAAGUGGACGUCUUUGGUAUCCCGUCACCUACGGAAGCCUUCAGACAGACCAACGAGCGUUACGAGCAUGAGAUGGAUCCCAAGACUCAGGAGCGUCGACUCAGUGAAUUCACCCGCAUGGCUAUGGACAACUUCGAGAGCUUUGGGUUGCCAACUGGGUCGAUUUCCUUGAACGUGCGUCUCGACAUUUUCAUGUCUAUUGAGGAGCCCUUCGAAUGUCUCUAUACUGAUUACCUCACGUUCCUUCGAGGUGGCGGUGACAUUGAAUCCGCUGAAAAAUUCAUCUGCGAAAGGCUCCCAUCCGACACCAACGAAGUGCUGAGUGUCGAGAGCAACCACAUCCCUCGUUUUUUCACCGAUAGUUUUUUUACCGAUGGGGAUGGCAUAGAAGUACGCGAAUACCAGUACCUGCCCCUGACUCGAAGCUACCCCGACAAAUUCCUGUCCGAAUACAUGGCUUUGGAAACGGCUGAUAAGGUCCCCACAUUCUACGAGCCGCGAAAACUGAUUUGGGCUUGGCGAUCGCAGGCGCCUUACGAACACAGAGAUAAGGUUAUAAUCGACCUGGGCAUGUAUCGGGACUGGGAGCGCAGCUACGUCGAUGAGCUUGCGGCUAUUCAGGAACAAAUUUACGAAGCCGAAACCGUGGAGAAUAUUUGGCUCCACGUGCACAGAGAUCUCGAGGUGCAGCCGUGGCGCUAUGCGCUGAUCCCGGAGGAGGAUAACGCCCUUGACUUUGUGCAGUGGUGA